AUGGAAAUUGAAAAAUGGAAAACACAAUGCAGAUAUCUUUAGAAUGAAUUAGAUUCAAUGAAAUAACAACUUUAAGAUGCCAAAGAUUUAAUUAGAUUAAAUAAGGAAUAAUUAAAAAUUUGUUAUAAUCCAACAUAAUUUGACUAAAGUUCUGAAUGUAAAGCUGCAUUGGUGUUACUAAAAUUUGUUUAAGAGGAAAAUGAAGUCUUAAUGAAAAAAAUAGAAUAAUUAAGUGAUGAAAGAAACCUAGCUUUUGAUAAAGUAAAUCAUUUACUGUAUGAGUUUAUAGGCUUUUAUUUCUGAAUAAAUUAAUGAAUCAAAUUAGAGAGUAGAAUCUUCAUUGAUUACAAGUCUAAAUAGAACAAUCACAGAAUUAAAGAAGAAGUUAAAUGAAUAAGUCAAGAUGUCAAAUGAAAUUAUGGGGACUAUUUAUUUAGAAAAACAUGUAGUUAUCAAAAUUAUACUACUUAGUUAGCUUAACCAGAAUAAUUGACUUUGAAUUUUAAUAACGUAAUUUAAUAAAUGAAUUCAAUGUUAUUAAAAUAGAAAUUACAAAUAGAAGAAUUAAUCGAAUAAAAAAAUGAUUUAGCUCAAUUAAAUUUUAGCUUAUCAAAUGAAAUUCUAAAGAUAAGAACUUAAAGAUUCACUCCUAGAAAUCAGACAAAAACAUUUUGUAAUUAUAAUUAAUAAUUUAAUCUAGUUAGUCAAAAUGAAGAUCCAUCAAAAUUCAUUAAUAAUUUAGUCUAAUGUAAUUAUCAAAUUUAAAUUUCUAGUAUAAAAGAGAUUAUUUUUUGAUGAUGAUUCACAAGAUGAAAAAAUGCAUAUGCAAUAAUCAGCAGUAUUUUCUCCCCUUUUCUCUCCAACAUUGCCACAAAAAGUAAAAAGAUAGUAAAAGUCUCAAAUACCAAAAGAUUUAAAGUAAGAACCUGAAAAACACAUACCAAAACUUGAUUUAACUAAAGCUUAAUAAAUAUAAUAAUUCAAUAUCAAACGUAUGCAAUUAUUAGCGAAUAAAUUGGCAAAUGAAGGAGUUGAAUAGAAAAUUUAUAUGUAAUUAUGUAAUUAUAUUAUAAAGGUUAUAAGAUGAAUUAUUAAGAACUAAAAAUAAAUAUCAUGCUUAAUUAGUCUUGAAUUAACAGUUAGAUUUAUAACUAACAGAAUUAAAUCUCUAAAUUAUGGAAUUAUAAAAUGUGAAUGAAACAUUAAUCAAAUCAAACUAAAUGUAUGAAGAAAAAUGGUCAAGCAUUUAUUAAUAGUUUUCAUUUUAUAAGGAAUUUUAUCUUAAACAUAAAGAUUAAAUUCAACAUAAUAUCUAAUCAUUUGCUACUUCUGAUGAUCAAUAAUAAUUUAGUGCCUUUGAAUUUGAGAAAGUAUUGAACUCUUCUAAAAUAUAUAAUAAGAAUCUAUCCCAAAAAAAUAAUAAUAAUCCUGCUAUUAGUAUAAUUAAUUAUUAAGAUGAUACUAUUUAGUAAUCCUCUUGUAGACUUCCUACAGAUAGGUAAGAAGAAGUGAAUAAAUUCUUAACUUAAUAGUAUAAAUGUUGUUUAAUGAUGAUGGCAAAGGAAGUUAUCUCUUUAGAUUAUCAACAUAUUAAACCUGUUUAGACUAAUCUUAACAAAGUUAAAAUUAAAAGAAGUUACAGUAAUACAAUAGAGUAUUUUCCAGUCUUUUGA
This is a messenger RNA of Paramecium primaurelia, 1673 nucleotides long. Lineage: Eukaryota; Ciliophora; Oligohymenophorea; Peniculida; Parameciidae. The record is from the annotation of a GenBank genome assembly.